GUCACCUGUUACAGGUGAGACAUACCUGGAUGCUGACUGCCAUGAGCGGCCCCUCCUGAGAUGUCCUCCUAGGACUCUCUGGGAAUGUCUAGGAGAAGCUACUGAUUUGAUGUUAGGAUGGUGAUCCUGGGACUAUGUUGGCUGCUCACGUGCCUCAUCCUCACAGAUGCACGCACCACCAAAUCCCAGGCGAUCCAGCUGACUGGGAUGGUGGGAGGGUCGGUAGUUUUCCCGUUCAAAGUUCCCCCAUGGGUGCCCGUGGAGACGAUCGUCUGGAAUUCGGUCACAACCCUCGCCACGUUUACCCCCAGGAAAGGGAAACCAGCUGCAGUUAAAGUGCUGGAUAAACGCUACAUAGGGCGGUUGAGGGUCUUGGACCAGACCUAUUCUCUGGUGAUUAGCAACCUGAGCAUGCUGGACAGGGGCAUAUACAGAGCGCAGAUAAACACCGAGUUCACCACCACCGUGACGGAAUACCUGCUGCGCGUAUACAAGAAAAUCCCAGUCCCAGAUGUUGCCGUUGCCAUUCUGAAUGGAACCUGCAACCUCCUGCUAAACUGCUCUGUCGCCGAGGGAGCGGAAAGCGCCACCUUCAUCUGGACGUACACCCGCAGGAGGGUCAUCCAAAUCAAGGAAGGACCCACCCUGCGCAUCUUGAGCCGGCCAAGAGCUAAAGACCUGGUCCACACCUGCCUGGCCAGGAACCCCGUCAGCCAGGGCUCAAAAACGAUCUCCAUAGAAGACUAUUGCGAAAGUGGCUCACCGGCAUCCAUUUUCCAAGCGCUGAAGGCAACGUGCUUCUUCGUGUUCUUUGGACUCCUCUUCAGCAUGACCGAUAUUCUAAAAUAAGGCCCACACGCUGCUGUCGAAUAACGCCAACUGCAUCCAAAUGCCACCAACCCUUGCUGUAAGUUGCCUGAACUGCAGCCCUUCUAACCUGCAGCUGGAUGCGAAGAGCUGCCGCUGCAGAACUUAUUCCUGUGGCUUUUAAAAAAGCUGCUGUAGAUUACAAGCAGCAAGAGAGGAUGCCGAGGCCUUUCCCAUCUGCAGGCAGAAGAUGAUAAUCUCCUAACAUCUCCGCCUUAUGGGCAUGAAGCAUCACACCUGCGAUCCAGCCAAUAGUGUGAUUAUUUGCUCAUUGUGUUGACUCCUUUUUACCAAUAAAAUGCACUUCCCAGUCA
This is a messenger RNA of Mauremys mutica (yellowpond turtle), 1181 nucleotides long. Its product is annotated as SLAM family member 5-like. Gene Ontology annotation, biological process: T cell activation. The transcript has 5 exons. NCBI's taxonomy places the organism in Eukaryota, Metazoa, Chordata, Testudines, Geoemydidae. Gene Ontology annotation, cellular component: external side of plasma membrane. Bases 118 to 849 code for a protein of 243 amino acids. The record is from RefSeq and is a predicted model, not a curated record.